CUGUUGUAUUUGGGUUUUGUGCGUGCGAAUUCCAGUGAACGGAAAAACGUCCACCCAACUUUUCCUGCUGUUGGUCGUCGUGUGAUCCAGCAGGUGGGGAAACACGAGCCGCUGUUUCAUCAGGGAAAAGAACACAGGAAGCGGAUUUAAAAUGAACCAGUUUUCUUCUGAAUUUAAUUUUGCGAAUUGGUGACUGAAAACCAACUAACGUUAUCCAGAACGCGUGCUGAGUAGGUUAACCAGUAGUCAUCAUGGCGUCUUCCUCUGUGAAGGUGGCGGUGCGUGUGCGGCCUUUCAACAGCCGAGAGAUAAACCGAGGAGCUAAGUGUGUGAUUCAGAUGCAGGACAAGAGCACAUGUAUUAUUAAUCCUAAACAACCCAAGGAAGCACCCAAGAACUUCACUUUUGACUAUUCAUACUGGUCGCACAGCUCAGAGGAAGACCCAUCCUUUGCAUCCCAGAGGAAGGUGUAUCAGGACAUCGGCGAAGAGAUGCUGCUUCAUGCUUUCGAGGGCUAUAAUGUGUGUAUUUUUGCUUAUGGGCAGACUGGAGCAGGGAAGUCAUACACAAUGAUGGGAAAACAGGAUCCUGGUCAGCAAGGCAUCAUGCCACAAAUGUGUGAGGAUUUGUUCAGACAGACGGCAGACAACACUGACCCUGACCUGUCCUUCUCUGUAGAGGUUUCAUAUAUGGAGAUUUACUGUGAGCGAGUUCGGGACUUGUUGAACCCAAAAAGCAGAGGGGCCUUGAGGGUCAGAGAGCACCCUAUAAUGGGCCCUUAUGUAGAAGACCUCUCCAAAAUGGCGGUUACCAACUACAGUGAUAUUGCAGAUCUCAUGGACACUGGCAACAAAGCCAGGACGGUUGCUGCUACUAAUAUGAAUGAGACCAGCAGUCGCUCGCAUGCUGUCUUCACCAUCCUCUUCACACAGCGUCGACAUGAUAACAUGACCAGCCUGGACACUGAGAAGGUGAGCAAGAUCAGCCUGGUUGAUCUGGCAGGAAGUGAGAGAGCAGACUCAUCUGGAGCCAAAGGCAUGAGGUUGAAGGAGGGAGCCAAUAUUAAUAAGUCUCUGACAACACUGGGUAAAGUCAUCUCCGCAUUGGCAGACAUGCAUGGCUCAAAGAAGAGACGCUCUGAUUUCAUUCCCUACAGGGAUUCUGUCCUCACAUGGCUAUUGAGAGAAAAUCUAGGUGGAAACUCUCGCACGGCCAUGAUCGCUGCUCUGAGCCCAGCAGAUAUUAAUUAUGAAGAAACACUCAGUACUCUCAGGUAUGCAGACAGAGCUAAGCAGAUAAAGUGUAAUGCUGUCAUUAAUGAGGAUCCAAACGCACGUCUCGUCAGGGAGCUGAAAGAGGAGGUCAACAGACUCAAAGAGCUCCUCCUGUCUCAGGGACUCAGCAACCUCAUCACUGCCUCAGGGUCUGAAACGGGACGCCCAAUUUUGGGAGUAGCAUCAGGUGAGCUCCAUCAGCCCUCUCUCUCAUAUGUACAAUCUACCUCUGAUGCACCAAUGGAGGGUGUGACGCCUACUACUCCCACUACACACAUCAGCAAAGAGGAGGCCACAGAGAGACUCAAGGAAACGGAGAAGAUAAUUGCAGAGUUGAAUGAAACAUGGGAGGAGAAGCUUAGGAAAACAGAGUCAAUACGACAAGACAGGGAGGCACUGCUGGCUGAGAUGGGUGUGUCUGUAAAAGAAGAUGGAGGAACAGUGGGUGUCUUCUCUCCCAAAGGAACGCCCCACCUGGUGAAUCUGAACGAGGAUCCUCUGAUGUCAGAGUGUCUGAUAUAUUAUAUUAAAGAUGGAGUCACCAGGGUUGGUCAGGAAGAUGUGGAUAUCCGUCUUAGCGGUCAGUUUAUAAAGGAGCUGCAUUGCGUCUUUUGCAGUGAAGUCAAUGAGAAUAAUGAAGUGGUGGUGACUUUGGAGCCAUUAGUUGGGGCAGAAACGUACGUCAAUGGAAAACGAAUUACUGAUGGCGUUGUGCUAAAACAAGGUAACCGUAUAGUGAUGGGGAAGAACCAUGUGUUCAGAUUUAACCACCCAGAGCAGGCUCGCUUAGAGAGAGAGCGAAAUGCCACACAGGAGCAGCAGGGGGAGCCAGUGGACUGGAGCUACGCACAGAAAGAAUUGCUGGAGAAACAAGGCAUUGACAUAAAGCAGGAGAUGGAGAAGAGACUGCAGGAUCUGGAGAAUCAGUACCGCAAAGAGAAGGAGGAGGCAGACCAGAUACUGGAACAGCAGAGACUGUAUGCAGACUCAGACAGUGGUGAUGACUCAGAUAAACGGUCCUGUGAGGAGAGCUGGAGACUCAUCUCUUCUCUCAGAGAGAAAUUGCCAGCCAACAAGAUGCAGUCUAUCGUGAAAAAGUGUGGUUUGCCCAGCAGUGGGAAGAGGAAGGAGCCGCUGCGUGUGUAUCAGAUCCCCCAGCGCCGCCGCAUACCUGCCACCCAGGAGUCCAAACACAGACUCAGCUUGGAAGAGCUUCGCACACAGGCUGUUAAAGAGAUCUGCUAUGAGGUGGCGCUUGGAGACUUCAGACACACACGGCAAGAGAUUGAGGCCUUGGCUAUUGUCAGAAUGAAGGAGCUUUGUCGCACAUAUGGCCAAAAAGACCCUCAGGAGAAAGAAAGCUGGAAAAGUGUGGCGAAGGACGUAUGUGAGACUGUGGGCAUUGGAGAAGAGGAGGGAGACAGGGAGGAAAGAACAACGGCAGCUGGAGGAGAAGGGAAUGAGGGAGGAAAGAACGAUAUGGGAGAGCUCAAAGCUCAUAUUGACAAGCUGACUGAUAUACUGCAGGAAGUCAAGUUGCAGAAUAAUAUGAAGGAUGAGGAGAUCCGAUCACUAAGGGAUCGCAUGGUGAAGAUGGAGAAGAUAUUCCCAGUCGAAGUUCAG
Molecule: messenger RNA, 2897 nt
Organism: Carassius gibelio (silver crucian carp)
Lineage: Eukaryota; Metazoa; Chordata; Actinopteri; Cypriniformes; Cyprinidae
Product: kinesin-like protein KIF1C
Biological process (GO): microtubule-based movement
Molecular function (GO): ATP binding; microtubule motor activity; microtubule binding
Source: RefSeq, a predicted model, not a curated record